Molecule: messenger RNA, 1032 nt
Organism: Pediculus humanus corporis (human body louse)
Lineage: Eukaryota; Metazoa; Arthropoda; Insecta; Psocodea; Pediculidae
Product: Twinfilin-1, putative
Exons: 7
Coding region: 1-1032 (343 amino acids)
Biological process (GO): regulation of lamellipodium assembly; barbed-end actin filament capping; positive regulation of neuron projection development
Cellular component (GO): actin filament; cytoplasm; myofibril
Molecular function (GO): actin monomer binding; actin filament binding
Source: RefSeq, a predicted model, not a curated record
AUGUCGCAUCAAACUGGUAUUAAACCUAAUGAAGCUCUGAAAAAAUAUUUUUGUCAAUGCAAAGACGGGAAAACUAGAGCUAUUAAAAUUUCAAUUGAAAAUGGAGAAUUGAUAUUGGCUGAUAAAAAAAAAGUCAACAAGUCUUGGGAUAUUGAUUUUGAAUGCACAAUGCAAUCUUUUAUUGUAGAAAAUGAACCUUGUUACAUUUUAUAUAGGUUAGAUGUAAAAAGUUCAAAUGAAUAUAACUGGUUGUUUAUUAUGUGGGUUCCCGAUUCAUCAUCAGUGAGGCAAAAAAUGCUGUAUGCAUCCACCAAAGCUACUUUAAAACAAGAGUUUGGAACAAACUGCAUUAAAGAUGAAUUUUUGGCUACAACCCUAGAUGAAAUUACAUUACAAGGUUAUAAAUCAUAUAAAGAAGAUAGAAAAGGUCCAGCUCCAUUAACUAAUAGAGAAGAAGAAAUGAAGGAGAUUUUAAUUCAUCAAAGAGCAAGUGCUAGUGAAAUAAAUAUUGAUUCAAAGCAAAAAACAUUUUCAGGCAUAUUAUUUCCAAUAUCAGACAAUGCUAAAGAAGCCCUUUUAAAAAUUUCAGAGAAAAAAAUUGAUUAUGUUCAAUUAGAAAUAGAUAUCGAACAAGAAAAAAUUCAACUUGUCGAAUGCUGCAAAUUAGAUGCAAUAGAUCUCAGCAAAAAAGUGCCAAAAAAUUCUGCGAGAUACCAUUUUUUUUUGUUUAAACAUAAAUACAAUGGUAAUAGUUUAGAAAGUUUGAUAUUUAUUUAUUCAAUGCCCGGUUAUGUUUGUACUAUUAAAGAAAGAAUGCUUUAUUCAAGUUGUAAAGGACCUUUAUUGGAAACUGCAGAAACUUUAGGUGUUAAAAUUGAUAAAAAGUUGGAAAUAGACUCUGGAGAAGAUUUGACAGAAAGUUAUCUAAUGGAUGAAAUUCAUCCCAAAGAGCAUGCUGUUAAUCGUGGCUUUGAUAAACCAAAAGGACCACCGAAUAGAGGAGCAAAAAGAUUAAUAAAAUUGCAAAAAUAA